Juglans regia (Persian walnut) is the source of this 1124-nucleotide messenger RNA. Its product is annotated as ER lumen protein-retaining receptor erd-2.2. NCBI's taxonomy places the organism in Eukaryota, Viridiplantae, Streptophyta, Magnoliopsida, Fagales, Juglandaceae. Bases 48 to 863 code for a protein of 271 amino acids. The record is from RefSeq and is a predicted model, not a curated record. Gene Ontology annotation, biological process: protein retention in ER lumen. Gene Ontology annotation, molecular function: ER lumen protein retrieval receptor activity. The transcript is spliced from 6 exons. Gene Ontology annotation, cellular component: membrane.
UUGAUUUUCUGUGUGUCGAAGUUUGUGUCUGUAGCAGAGGAAGAGGGAUGGGGAGGAGGAGGAGCUCGCCUGUGAGCGAUUUGUUAGUAUGGGUGAGGAGGCAGUCCAUGAGGGUGAAGAUUUCUUUUGGAGCUGUGCUUGCUCUUUGUGCUUUGAUCACUUUCAAAUUUACGAUCGAAGAUCACAACUACUUCUUCAUUGCCUCAGAAGCUGUCCACGCUGCAGGGAUCAUCGUCUUGCUUUACAAACUCACCACCAAAAAGACAUGCUCUGGCCUCUCACUAAGGAGUCAAGAACUCACAGCUCUGUCUGUUGCUACACGUUUGAUCUGUAGUACCCUCAUUGAGGGUGACAUUCACACAGUUCUAGAUUUUACCACCUUGAUGGCAACAACCUGGGUUAUGUACAUGAUCCGAUUCAAGUUGAAGUCAACCUACAUCAAGGAGCUUGACAACUUGGCCUUGUACUAUGUGGUUGUGCCUUGUGCUAUCCUUGCCAUUCUUCUCCACCCUUAUACAAUACAUUUUCGCUUAACUCGGGUCCUUUGGGCAUUUGGUGUGUAUUUGGAAUCUGUUUCAGUGCUGCCUCAGCUACGUUUGAUGCAAAAUGCAAAGAUGAUUGAACCAUUCACAGCCCAUUAUGUUUUUGCACUCGGAGUUGCAAGAUUCUUGUCAUGUGCUCAUUGGAUAAUUCAGAUUUAUGAGACUCGUGGGAAGUAUCUGUUUUUGCUUGGAAACGGGUACUUGUGGUUCUUGGCUGCUUUCCUCUCAGAAGUAGUCCAGACAUCUAUCUUGGCUGACUUCUGCUACUAUUACAUCAAGUGCUUCAUGCAAGGCCAACUUAUAGUGAAGAUGCCGGUUUAGAAAUCAGGCUUUGGAGAGCAAACAAUAUCUUUGCACUUGCCUUUUACCUAUAUUUGCUUUUGAACUAAGCAUACUUAGGCUAUCCAAACAGCGACUGUUCAAAUUUUGACAUUUAAAUUUCUUUCCCUUUCUUUUCUUGGUUUGCGCUAUACAUUUUAUAAGGAUUUGGGUUGCAAUUUUUUUAGUUUUUUUUUUUUUUUUUUUUUGCCAUUUGAAGCAUCCUUUUAGGAGUAACAGUUUCAUAUGUAAUGUUUAAUUUUC